Sardina pilchardus (European sardine) is the source of this 6798-nucleotide messenger RNA. RefSeq names its product lipoxygenase homology domain-containing protein 1-like. Bases 1 to 6798 code for a protein of 2265 amino acids. Gene Ontology annotation, molecular function: protein binding. The transcript has 45 exons. The record is from RefSeq and is a predicted model, not a curated record. NCBI's taxonomy places the organism in Eukaryota, Metazoa, Chordata, Actinopteri, Clupeiformes, Clupeidae.
AUGCCCACAAAAGAGAAAAAACACACCAGUUUGGAGGAAACCGAAGAGCCAGGUGACGAAGUGAAAGAGAAGGAGACGAAGGCGAAAGGAAAGAGCAAGGCGGCUACCCACACCUCAGACGGGGAGACGGACAGGGGCACGAGCAAGAGCCACCCGGAGAAAAAGAAAAAGAAGGGCGAGGAGAAGAAAAAGGACAAGACUGCCGAGGAGGACGAGGGGAGCGAGGGCGUGAAAGAGGAGAAAAAGAAAAAGAAGAAAAGCGCCGGCACAGGGGAAAAAGAAAAGGAGAAAAUGGGCUCCAAGGACAAAAAGAAAAAGAAGAAGGCCUCGGAGGAUGAGCCCGCCGAAGAACUUAUCAACUACCAGACAGAGUCCUCCGAUGACUACGAGGAUGAGUACUAUCGCAAGAAAGUGUAUGAGGUGGUGACAGUGACAGGUGAUGUGAAAGGAGCAGGGACUGAUGCUAACGUCUUUGUCACCCUCUUUGGAGAAUGGGGCGUCACUCCCAAAGUUCACCUGGCCAGCAAAAAUCGAACGGCAUUCGAGAAAAAUAAAACCGAUGUAUUUCGAAUAAAGACACACAAUGUGGGGACAAUACAGAAGCUAAGAAUUGAGCAUGACAACACAGGCAUGAACGCGGGCUGGUUCCUGGACCGUGUGGUGUUGACGGACAUGAGUCGGCCACACAUGCGCUUCUUCUUCUCCUGCCAGAACUGGCUGAGCCGGGAGGACGGAGACGGACUCACCUACCGAGACCUGCUGGGCAGCCUCAACCCUAUGGACGUGCCCAAACUGAACAAAUACAUGUUGAGUGUAUUUACAGCAGAUGUUAAGGGCAGUGGAACAGACGCUGAUGUGUUUCUUAACAUCUUUGGAGCGAAAGGCGACACAGGUGAUCGUAGGCUGGAUAGCAAAGAUAAAGAUAACUUUGAGAGGGCAGCUGAAGACAAGUUCAUUCUUGAGGCUCCAAAUCUGGGUCGUAUUCAGAAGAUCACCAUAGGGCACAACAACAAGGGCGGCUCAGCUGGGUGGUGCCUUGAUAAGGUGGUGAUAGAUGACAUAGGAAAUAAAGAGGUGUAUGAGUUCCCUUUCGACAACGCCUGGUUUUCCCUCGACGACGGCGAUGGCAAAAUACAGCGGGACGCACUGGUGGCAGCAACAGGCCAAUCGACCGUCAUCUACAACGUGCAGGUGAUGACAGGUGACGUUCGUGGGGCAGGGACCAACUCCAAAAUCCACCUGGUGAUGUACGGGAAGAAGGGACUGACUAACAGCGGCAAAGUGUUCCUGGAGGGGGGCACGUUUGAGCGCGCUCAGAUCGACAUCUUCAACGUGGACAUCUGCACGCUGCUCAGCCCCCUCAGCAGGGUGACCAUCGGACACGACAACGUCGGGGUCAGCUGUGGCUGGCACUGCGAAAAGGUGACGGUGUACUGUCCCUUCACUGGGAUAGAGCAGGUGUUUCCUUGCAGUAAAUGGCUGGAUGAAGAUGAGGGGGACGGCAUGGUGGAGAGAGAGCUUUAUGAGAUGGUCUCCCUCAGACAGAAAAGACAGAAGAAGUACCCAUGGUCGCUAUGGGUCUGGACGUCGGAUGUGAAGGGUUCAGGCACGGAUGCCCAGGUGUUUGUGCAGGUCUACGGGGAGAAGGGCAAGAGUGAUGAGUUCAAGCUCCAGAACAAGUCAGACAACUUUGAACAGGCACAAGUCGACAAAUUCAUGGUGGAGAUGCCCGACAUUGGAAAAGUGAGAAAGCUCCGAAUCUGGCAUGAGAAAAGAAACCCCUUCUCAGGCUGGCACCUCAACAGGGUAACACUGAUGAACACACUAACUAAAGAGAAGUACAAGUUUGCCUGUGGCCGUUGGCUGGACAUCAACGAGGAUGAUCAGGAAAUCAUCAGAGAGCUGCCGGCAACAGGGCCCCUUAUUCCAGAGCCAUUGCCACUCAUCAAGUACCGCGUGACCAUCUGCACGGGGAACGUGAGUGGGAGCGGUACGGACGCCAGCGUGUACAUGACUCUGUUCGGAGACCUGGGUGACACGGGCGAGAGACUCAUGUUCCAGAGCCAGAACAACGUCAACAAGUUUGAGAAAGCCAACGCGGACGAGUUUUUGGUUGAAGCGGUGACGCUAGGCCAGGUUCGGCGGGUCCGGGUCGGCCAUGACGGUAGAGGCGGAGGCUGCGGUUGGUUCGUGGAUAAAGUGUUGAUCCGUGAGGAGGGCCAACCAGAGGCGUCCGCUGUGGACUUCCCCUGUUACAGAUGGUUAGAUCGUAAUGAGGACGAUGGACAGAUUGUGAGAGAGCUGGUCCCCACGGGAGAUGGGCAGCGUCUAUACAACGUGAGCUACCACAUUGCCAUCAGGACAGGCAGUAUAAACGGAGCCAGCUCUGACUCCAAGGUGUUUGUGAAGCUCUACGGGGAGAAGGGAGACACAAUUAAAGCUCUGCUGCUCGUGUCUGAUAACGACCUGGGGAACUACUUUGAGACGGGACAGGUGGACACCUUUACACUGGAGACGUACGACAUUGGGAAGAUAAACCGCAUGCUGAUAGGCCACACGAAUGAGGGGCUGAAGGCUGGCUGGUUUCUUGACAGCGUGCUGAUCAGUGUUCCAGUUCAUGGCCAGCAGUACAUGUUCCCAUCACACAGGUGGCUCUGCAGAGAUGAGGCAGAUGGAAAGGUGGAGGUGGAGAUCUAUCCCAGCGAAGUAGUUGAAAUCGAGAAAUUGAUUAACUAUGAGGUGACAGUGGUGACAGGAAAGGUGUUUGCAGCUGGGACGAACGCACGUGUCUUUCUGCAGAUCUAUGGCAUGGAAGGCAAAACGGAACUGCUCAGACUUGAGAACAGGUCAAACAAUUUUGAAAAAGGAACUACAGAGCUAUUUAAGAUCGAGGCUCUGGACGUAGGGCGGGUCUAUAAGAUCCGUAUUGGGCAUGAUGGCUCGGGCGUGGCCGACGGCUGGUUCCUGGACACCGUCCACGUCAAGCGACUCAUCAUGGCGCUCGUGCCAAAGGAGGAGAAGAAGGAGGACAAGAAGAACGACGGAGAGAUCGUGGUGGAGCUGCGGGCAGAUGACUACGAUGAGCUUGAGGAGAAUACAUAUGAAGUGCAUGUGUUUACGGGGACUUCUUGGGGUGCUGGAACCGAUGCCAAAGUUUUUAUCAACAUCUACGGGGAGAGCGGAGACACAGGAGAAAGACACCUACGCAAGUCCAACCACCUCAACAAGUUUGAGCGUAACCAGGAGGAUAUGUUCACGGUCAGUGCUAUUGACCUCGGGCCACUAAAGAAGCUGCGCAUUCGUCAUGACAACAGCAACGCAAAUGCUGCUUGGUUCCUUGAUCGUGUUGAAAUCAUUGAUGCAAAGGAUGAGACAACGUAUUACUUUCCCUGCAUGAGAUGGCUGGCCGUAGAUGAGGAUGACGGUCAGAUUGCUCGUGAGCUGGUGCCAGUGGACGAGGCCUUCAUGCACAGAGAGGAGGAGGAGGAUGAAGACGAGGAGGGGGGAGGCUCUUCUCCUACUCUGGGCCUCGAGCAGAAAGCCAUGUCUACCACAUUUACUCUGAGAGUGAAGACAGGUGAGAAAAAGUAUGCAGGGACCGAUGCUAAUGUCUACGCUAUCCUGUACGGCACCAAAGAUGACACAGGGAUAAUCAACCUGAAGGCCUCAAAGACCCAUAAGAAUAAGUUUGAGGCAGGGAUGAUGGAUGAGUUCACAGUGGAGGCAGUGGACUUGGGUAAACUGAAGCGGCUUCGUAUUGGUCACGACAACUCAGGUGGCUCUCCAGGCUGGUUUCUGGACUGGGUUGAGAUCGACGCCCCGUCGCUGGGGGAACGAUUGGUCUUCCCAUGUGGCCUCUGGCUGGACCGUGGGGAGGAGGAUGGGGCCAUUCAGCGAGAUCUCUACCCAGCCCACCUCCAGACACAACACUACACACCAUUUGUUCCGUACGAGAUCAAGGUUUUCACUACGGACAUCUUUGCGGCGGGGACAGAUGCAGAUGUGUUUAUUGUGCUGUAUGGUCGUGAUGGCGUGUGCACUACCCAGAAGCCUCUCUGUGUCAACAAGAGAGAGAGGAAAAUGUACUUCAAACGAGGCGCAGAGGACAUGUUCAUCGUAGAGUUGGAGGAUAUUGGUGAUAUUAUAGAGAAGAUUCGUGUUGGCCAUGACAACCGUGGAGUGAAUCCAGGCUGGCACCUGGAUCGGAUUGAGAUCAGACGACUGCUGAGGAAGGGAAAGGGGUCAGAGACGGUGAUAUUUCCAUGUGAGAGAUGGCUGGCCACCUCAGAGGAGGAUGGGGAAACGAUCUGUGAGCUUGUGCCCUCUGAUAUCAUCACAGAGAAACUCGCACGCGACGGAACUCUGAAAGUCUCCGAGAUCGAGGUGGACGACGCCCUAGAGAUUCACACCUACAAAGUUGUCGUGAGAACGGGUGACAUGUACGGGGCAGGGACGGACGCAAGUGUGUUCAUCACCAUCUAUGGAGACCUGGGGGACACAGGGGAGAGGCAGCUCAGCACAUCUGCCACCAACAGCAACAAGUUUGAGAGAGGAGCGGUGGAUGAGUUCAACUUAGAGGCUGUAGACCUUGGACAGGUGUUCAAGAUCCGUGUUCGUCAUGACAACAGCUUCCUGAGUCCUGAUUGGUACUUGGAGGAGGUGGAAGUGUUGGACCUGGACACAGAGGAGGAUUUCCUCUUCCUGUGUGAACGCUGGCUGUCCACGAAGAGAGAGGACAUGAGAAUCUGCCGAGUGUUCUACGUCAAGGUGGAUGACAGUGGCUUAAGAGGACUGGACAGCAACAUGAACCAGAGGGACAAAGACAGCAGAGACGAGGAGGACAGUUCAUUGAUCCCCUAUCACUUCACCGUGACGACGGGUGAUGAGGGGGAUGCGGGGACCACCAGCCGAGCGUACGUCAUCAUCCACGGACGCGAGGGAGCCACCGACCGCAUGUGGCUGGAUAUGCCUGAAGAACAAAGCUGCUUCGUGCCCACAGCUCUUGACAGCUUCCAUUGCCAAGGCAAAGACGUAGGAGAUAUCAAAAGAGUGGAGCUGGGUCAUGAUGGAGAAACUCCCGAGAGCUGCUGGCUGGUGCAUGAGUUGUCAGUUGCCGUGCCAACGAAAGGAGUGAAGUUUGUGUUCCAGUGUAAGUGCUGGUUGGCCAAAGACCGUGGUGACGGUCUCACUGCACGAGUGCUCAACGUCAUGGAUGCUAUUAUCAUCUCCAUUGCACAAAAGAUCAUCUAUGAGAUAACUGUGGUUACAGGUGAUGUACAAAAUGCAGGAACAGACACACAAAUUUACUUGACUGUAUUUGGGGCCAAUGGAAGCUCAGAGGAGAUGCUGCUGCCAAAGAAUGAGGACAGAUUUGAGCGUGGACAGGAGGACACGUUCAGUCUCGAGGUUGAAGACAUUGCACCGCUGAAAAAGAUGCGGGUCCGAGUGGACGGCUCUGGCAGCCGACCCGACUGGUUCCUGGAGAGGAUUGCCCUGCGUAAUGUACAGACUGAUGAAGUGGCGGAGUUUACGUACUCAGAGUGGCUGUCGACCACCCUUGGCACCAAAAAGACAUUGAGCGGUGAGAUGCCUGCUGUCAUAGACGAGGAGGAAAUGGUGGAGCUGACCAACUACAUUAUAAAUGUCAAGACAGGCGACCCCAUGGGUGCAGGGACGGAUGCCAAUGUGUGGUUAAUGGUCUUCGGUGAGAAUGGGGACACCGGAGUGCUGGCGCUCAAACACUCCAACAACAACAACAAGUUUGAACGCAAGCAGAUGGACACCUUCAGAUUCCCAGACAUGCUCAGCUUGGGCGACCUUUCCAAAGUUCGGCUAUGGCACGACAAUGCAGGCCCAGCUGCUGGUUGGUAUGUUGACUAUGUGGAUGUACGAGAUGACGUCCUGGACAAAACGUUCCGUUUCCCGUGCAACCGGUGGCUCGCCAAGAAUGAGGAUGACGGACAGCUGAUGAGAGAGUUGGGCUGCGCUAACAACGACAUACUCGACCUAAAUGAGAAAACCAAGUAUGAAAUCGUCACGGUAACCGCAGAUACAGAUGAGGGAGAGACGCGAGAGAACGUGUGGAUGAUCCUGGAGGGAAGGAAGGGACGUUCCAAAGAGCUUGUUCUAGAAAAUUCAGGGAAGAAAAAGCGAUUUCUACGCGGGAGCACAGACCGAUUUGAGUUCUCCUCGAAGGUUGUGGGUGACAUUGCGGGUAUCUGUGUUGGCCACAUACCUAAAGAUGGGAAGAAGACCAAAACGGAAGCCUUUUGGCAUGUUUUGGAAGUCAUUAUCACAGAGAAAGAGCUCGGAAACAAGUACUUAUUCAACUGUAACGCUCAGAUUCCCCUCUCCUCCAAACGUGACGACCCUGUGACGUUCGAGUGCAGCAAGAUCGUGGAGAGCUUUGCCUCCAAGGCCCGCAGCCUGCGCCCAGUGAGGUACGAGAUCAUCGUGGUCACGGGCGACGAGAAAGGGGCGGGCACCGACGCCAACGUCUUCAUCACGCUCUUCGGCACCAACGGGGACUCGGGCCGGCGGGCCUUGCGGCAGCGCCUGCGGAACCUGUUUGAGCGCGACCGCACCGAGCGCUUCACGCUGGAGAUGCUGGACAUGGGCGACCUGACGCACGUGAUCAUGGAGCACGACAGCAAGGGCAUCAACCCCAGCUGGCUGCUGGAGCGCGUGGAGGUCACCAACACCUCCAACGGCGUCACCACCAUCUUCCUGUGCGGGAUGUGGCUGGACAAGAAUCGGGCGGAUGGACAGACGCGGCGCGUGAUCUACCCCAAAUACUGA